Molecule: messenger RNA, 2152 nt
Organism: Aspergillus homomorphus CBS 101889
Lineage: Eukaryota; Fungi; Ascomycota; Eurotiomycetes; Eurotiales; Aspergillaceae
Product: FMN-dependent alpha-hydroxy acid dehydrogenase
Exons: 5
Coding region: 452-1936 (494 amino acids)
Molecular function (GO): oxidoreductase activity; heme binding
Source: RefSeq, a predicted model, not a curated record
UGUGCUGAAAGUUGAAGUAAGGGGAAGUGAAUUCCAACGAUGCAAUCAGCCAGCCAGCCUGGUUUCUCCACCAAUGACGUUUCUUCUGUCUCUAAUCCGCACUGUCAAAGCCCGUCGGCUAUCGACAUUCCCCAACUCGGGCGGAAUCCACCGCCUCCCCCAUCUUUUGAACGCUUAUCAGCUCUCUCGGACUUGAAGCCGAUCAUCAACUUCUCCAGUUCUUUCCUGCUCGGUUACUAAAAUGGGGGUCUAGGCAUAGCAAGGCCUCACCCAAUUUGCUUGGUCCGGCCACUGCAUGCCGCCCCAACUCUCACUCCUGGGCUACUCUGCUUUUCUUCACUUUUCGUCUUCUCCUCUUCUCUUAUCGCUCCUCCUCUUCCCUUCUCCCCCAUUCUGCCCACUCCAUUGUCUGUCAUUCUCGAUCGGUGGCUGAGCUCUGCGAUCCGUCAACAUGAGCAAAGUAUUUGAUGCGGCGGAAGUCGCAAAGCACAACACACCCGAGAGCUGUUGGGUAAUUCUUUAUGGUAAAGUCUACGAUGUCACCGACUUCUUAUCGGAGCACCCUGGCGGUGCUAAGAUCAUUCUCAAGCUUGCCGGCAAAGAUGCCACCGAAGAAUACGACCCCAUUCAUCCUCCAGGCAUUCUAGAGGAGAAUCUCAAGCCCGAAGCCAUCCUCGGGACCGUCAACCCCGACACACUCCCUAAAGUACAAGCAGAGCCCGCGCCAGAAGCAGCAGAAGUGGAGGGUCCGCUACCGAUGGAAUCUCUUCUGAAUAUGGACGAUUUCGAACAAGUCGCCACCAAAAACAUCAGCAAAAAGGCCUGGGCCUACUACUACUCCGCCUCGGACGACAAGGUUACGAAGCAUUUCAACACCGAAGUCUACCGGUCGAUCAUCCUCCGACCGAGGGUAUUUGUUGACUGCACCAAGUGCGACCUGGAUACCACCGUACUGGGUCACAACCUGGGGAUGCCCAUCUAUGUAUCCCCCGCCGCCAUGGCUCGCCUGGGCCAUCCUGCGGGUGAAGCCGGUAUCGCGGAAGCGUGCCGGAGCUUUGGGGCCAUGCAGAUCAUCUCCAACAAUGCCUCCAUGACGCCGGAGCAGAUCGUGCAAGACGCCGCGCCGGACCAGGUCUUCGGAUGGCAGCUGUACGUGCAGGUCGAUCGCAAGAAGAGCGAGACGAUGCUGGCGCGCAUCAACAAGCUCAAAGCUAUCAAGUUCAUCGUUCUCACCCUGGACGCUCCGGUGCCCGGGAAGCGCGAGGAUGAUGAGCGUGGCAAUGCAGUCGGGGCAUCGGCACCGGUGGCCAGCGCCGCGAUGGCGGCGGAUAAGAAGGCCGCGGGGGAGUCGGCCCAGCUGGGCGGCGUGGGCCGGCAGCUGUUCGCCGGCACCGAUCCCUCGCUGACGUGGCAGGAGACGCUGCCGUGGUUGGCAAAGCAGACUGAUCUGCCCAUCAUCCUGAAGGGUCUGCAGACGCACGAGGACGCUUACAUUGCGUCGCUUCACACCCCCCAGGUGAAGGGUAUUAUCCUGUCGAACCAUGGCGGUCGCGCGCUGGACACAGCGCCUCCGGCGGUCCACACGUUGCUCGAAAUCCGGAAAUAUUGCCCCGAGGUCUUUGACAGGCUGGAGGUCUGGGUGGAUGGCGGUAUCCGCCGUGGUACGGAUGUUGUCAAGGCGCUCUGUCUCGGUGCUAGGGGAGUUGGUGUUGGCCGUCCGGCACUCUGGGGACUCGGUGCCGGUGGUGUUGAGGGUGUGAAGCGUACUCUGCAGGUUCUGUCCGAUGAGACAAAGACUUGCAUGCGCUUACUCGGUGUUGAAAGGGUCGAGGACCUGGGUCCUCAACACAUCAACACCCGUAUCGUCGAGCAACAGAUCUACGAUGGCCCUUCGGGCUUAGAUAGUGCACGGAAAGCAUUCCGCGCGAAGUUGUAGCCAGAUCACUUAAUGCAGUACGAUUUCUUUCCUAUGAUUUAUCCUUUCAUAGCCUCAUCAUGAUGCGCUGGAAGGUUGCUUGAUCACAAACCGGUUCAGAUGAACAUAGGGACCAGGCUGGGUGGCAUUCGUGACUUUGUUAUGCUACUGUCGAUACCUUGAAACAUUUCCGUAACAAAGCUUAUUGUAUUCCAAUCUUUACCUUGUCAUUAGCCG